Penicillium soppii is the source of this 1482-nucleotide messenger RNA. It is a transcript of the gene glkA, whose product is annotated as glucokinase glkA. The transcript is spliced from 2 exons. NCBI's taxonomy places the organism in Eukaryota, Fungi, Ascomycota, Eurotiomycetes, Eurotiales, Aspergillaceae. Gene Ontology annotation, cellular component: cytosol; mitochondrion. The coding region runs from base 1 to 1482 and encodes 493 amino acids. Gene Ontology annotation, biological process: intracellular glucose homeostasis; glucose 6-phosphate metabolic process; glycolytic process. The record is from RefSeq and is a predicted model, not a curated record. Gene Ontology annotation, molecular function: glucokinase activity; mannokinase activity; D-glucose binding.
AUGUCUUCUCUUCUGGACCAGGCAACGCGCAUUGCGCGCGAUUUCGAUUACCCCGCUGAGAAGGUGCAGCGCGGGGUCAAGGAGUAUAUCAACCAGUCCAAUGAGGGUUUGGCCAAGGAGGGAACCACUCUGAGCCAGAUCCCAACUUUCGUGACUGCUGUGCCAAAUGGAACAGAAAAGGGCCUUUACUUGGCUGUUGAUCUCGGUGGCACCAACUUCCGUGUGUGCUCGGUCCUCCUGCACGGCGAUACUACCUUCUCCCUCACCCAGUCUAAGAUCCUCAUUCCCCGGGAAUUGAUGGCCUCUGGUACAUCUAAGGAUCUCUUCCUCUUCUUGGCUCGCCAAAUUGAGGCCUUCCUACGCAUUCACCACAACGAGCACUUUGAGGCUCACCAGCUCCGCCGACGUGAAAACACCAACGAGGAGGACCUCUUCGAUCUCGGCUUCACCUUCAGUUUCCCCGUGCGCCAGAUCGGAAUCAACCGUGGAACACUCAUUCGGUGGACCAAGGGCUUCAACAUUCCCGAUGCCGUCGGCCACGAUGUGUGUGCCCUGCUCCAGAAUGCUAUUGACGAAUUGAACCUGCCAGUGCGCGUGGCUGCGCUGGUCAAUGAUACUGUCGGUACCCUGAUGGCUCGCUCCUACACCUCCCCUGGCGAGACCGGUACUUUCCUCGGUGCCAUUUUCGGAACUGGUACCAACGGCGCCUACGUUGAGAAGACCAAGAACAUCACCAAGCUCCAGCACAUGAAGGAUGCCCACUUUGAUAACUCUACUGGCGAGAUGAUUAUCAACGCCGAGUGGGGUAGCUUUGAUAACCACAUGAGCGUGCUCCCCACCACAGUCUUUGACGAUGAGCUCGACGCCGACAGCAACAACCCCGGUGUCCAGAUGUUCGAGAAGCGCGUCUCGGGCAUGUUCCUGGGUGAGAUUCUGCGUCGUGCGCUUCUGUCUCUUCACAACUCCGAUCUCGGUCUUUUCAAGGCCAACAAGAACUCCAAGGUCGUUCUUUCCGAGAACUCUAUGCUCUUCCGCCAAUGGGGUCUUGACACCAGCUUGCUGAGCUCUGUUGAGGCUGAUGACAGCAAGGACUUGGUGGACAUCAAGACCGCACUGAAGGACCACCUUGAGAUCGAGAACCCCAGUCUUGAAGAAUGCCAGGCUGUGAAGAUCUUGGUCCAUGCCAUUGGCAAGCGUGCCGCUCGUCUGAGUGCCGUUCCUCUCGCGGCUAUCAUCGUCUCCGCCAACAAGCUCGCCACGGACGAUAUUAUCGAUGUCGGCGUAGACGGCAGUCUCGUGGAGUUCUAUCCUAAUUUUGAGGAACACCUGCGCGAGGCUUUGCGUGAAGUUCCCGAAGUUGGCAUUGCGGGUGAUAAGAAGAUUCGCAUUGGUAUCUCCAAGGAUGGCAGUGGUGUCGGUGCCGCUUUGAUUGCCCUUGUUGCUAGCAAGGACGCAGGCCUUGAGGUUCCACACGAGGUCUAA